AUGGAAGCCCCUGACGCUACUACCGACGUUGACACUGCUUCGCCAGUAGUCCCUUCCACUUCACCAGCUGAAGAUGCGCCUCAUGAAGUUUCAGUUCCUGCCGAGUCUUCUCCUGGACCUUCCACCGAGAUAUCUACUGCAUCGUCUUCACCGAGUCACCCAUCCUCACCGAGUUCUGCAGGUGACACCUCCUCACAGCCUGCUGCCGACGUGUCCCCGCCCGCGGAGCCUCCUCUCCGUCGUGGCGACCGAGUGUGA
Molecule: messenger RNA, 258 nt
Organism: Linum trigynum
Lineage: Eukaryota; Viridiplantae; Streptophyta; Magnoliopsida; Malpighiales; Linaceae
Source: the annotation of a GenBank genome assembly